AAUUUUACCCGACGAUGGUAACUAACUAACGAAGAAAAGGUUGUUAGCAGAGCUGUGUUAGCUAAAUGACCCAGCUCCCAGUGUCCUUCAAUAAUAACUAGAUUUCGGUUGGAAAACAAGCGUCUUCAAACUGUCAUUCUGAAAAUAGACCAAGGUAGCGGCUUGGCCUUUAUUGAAUGUGAGGAUGCCUGCUGGCGUGUCUUGGCCUCGGUACCUGCGGAUGUUUGGUGCCAGUGUCCUAUCCAUGUUUGCCGGAGCAGAGGUGGUCCACCAGUACUACAGACCAGAUCUGACAAUUCCAGAAAUCCCUCCCAAACCUGGCGAGUUGAAGACAGAACUGCUUGGAUUCAAAGCAAGGGAAGAGGCAGCUGCAACUGCACAAAGACAGUGACCCUUUGAGCAGACUUUUUUUUGGGGGGGGGGGCACUGUAUCUAACCUCUGCGCAAUCUUUUUUUAAAUAAGGACUAUCUUUUUAAAAACCUGAAAGGGAUAUGUUAAUAGAAAAUUGUGUGUACAGUGGAAUUUUUGUCACUUGAAAUGGAUAUAUCAAAUAAGUAAUUUAAUUUAGUAUUAUUGUACCUGUUUCAAUACUGUAAAACGUUGCUGCUGGCAAUCCUGGUUUCAAAUGGCUGGUUAGAGGUUCAGGUUUCUCUGUGUUUUACAUCAGGAGCCUCCAGUUUAUUUUUCCACCAUUGAGAACAAGGGAUUUAAAGAAUGUCAUUAAAUUUUUCUCACCCUGAAUUAAUGAAUGGGCCAAAGAAACUAGUGCAUGGAUCAAUUGGUUUUCUUUAAGAGAGCACUAUGGUCGUAUAAUCUCUUUCAGAAUGGCCAAGCGCCACAAAAAAUCCAUUGUUUUAAAAGGUGGUCUUGUCUAAAUGAUAUCUUCCCAUGAAUCCCAAUGAAAGUGACGUUAUGAUAUGCAGCAGGUCAUCUAGGGAGGGGUAUGCACUUCUCUGACUGUUAAUAGGCUAGAAUCUGAUUUUUUCUUCCAAACCAAUUACUCGCUUGCAAGGAGGGAGCUUUAAGUUGCAAAGAGAUUUCCAAUUUCAGCCAUUAUAAACUUUAUAAGGAAUGUUUUUUCAGGCCAUUUAUGCUUUAUUGGACAGGAAAGUGGUGAAAGAUAGGAGAGUGUUAUUGUUCAAAGAGCACUAAAAAAGCCAUUAGAAGCCACUACCCAGAAAUAUAUUUUAAAAAAAUCUUAAAAUCAACUUAUAUUUGAUAAUCAUAUUUGGUCUGAUGUUACCUAAAGAUGAUUUGGCCAUACAAAAUACAUUUAAGCUGACGGUGAAUUAAGUCAGCUUAAAGCGUGUUAAUAAAUGCUGUUUCUGUCUAUGUUACUGUAUAGCUAUCUUGAACUAUCUGGUGAAAACUGACUAUAAGAAAUAUAAAAUAAAGUCAUAAGAAUUGUGCAUUCAGUAUAUUUAAAUCACAGAUUUAAAUGUAAUAGAUAAAAAAAAUUGAUCUAUUACUGUAUAAUUCUAAAAUUAACAACAAUUUUGUGAAAUCCAAUUAAGUUUCACAUGUUUCUUACUAGCAAUACUAGUCUGUCCACUGCAUUAGGCAUAAAAGUUACCCUUUGGCAGGUGUCAAUUUUCAGACUGGUCUUGGGGUAUACAUAAAUCAUCUUAUGUAAAUCUUUGACCGCCAAAUUCCUAAGAUAUGUUACAUUACAUUAGUUAGGGUUAAGACCAGAUGGUGUGGCAGUUGAAUAGAGUGACGUUUUUUGUGAGUUGUUGAGGGCAUGUAUAGAGGAUUCUAAUGUUUUACUGCCUAGCCAUAGCUGUGCUACACAGAUAUUUCCAAAAGGUAGGGACCAGUAUGCUGGGUCCCUAGCCAUAUCUAAACAGGGUCCGUUAUGCUGCUGCACACACAUUUUGUUUGGAAAGUUGCAUUGCACAUUGUUAGCACAUUCUGCAUCGUGGUCUCAUUUGUGUAACUGCACUACUAGUGUCUUUUCAUGCAUGGGUAGCACCAUCUCAAUGUUAAAGUAGGCUAUUUCAGUUUCAUUUAUUGGCAGGUCCCUCCUGAUGACCUAGUUGGAUUUGUGAUCACAUGACCAACCAGGUAAUCAAAUGGGAUAUAUGCAUUGAUAUGGAACCGCUUACUCUGCUUGAUGUGAGAGUUAUAGCAAAGUGAUGGCAAGACAAUGGCCAUCACUUUGCUUUUAUGACUUCUGUUGGAUUACUCAGGCCUUGCUAGAUACUAACAUAUGUUUGAAUGAUGUCAAAUAUACACACAAAUGGGUGACAAAGGAAAAACACAUGAACUGGCUCAAUAAAGCAUUGGGCAUCCAUAAGCCAUCAGAACAGCUGCAAUGCGCCUUGGAAUAGAUUCUACGAGUCUCUGCAACUAUACAAGAGGGAUGGAACACAAGAGGGAUGGUGGUGAUCUAACAUUUAAAUCCUUUCCACUUGCUUCCUUGAUCUAAAAUCAUGGUCAGCUGGGCCUGCUCAGCAUUUUUAUACAUGCCACAGAGCAUGAUAGGACGUGAAUUGAUUAUCAUUUAGUACACUUUUAUGGAAGCAUCUUGCAUUCAUUAUGUUCCUCCACUAAUUUAUUUAGGUUUACUUACAUUUUUCACCCAUCUAUAUAGGUAUAUUUCUUUCUUUAAUUUUAGUAUUUUCCAAAUGGUAGAAUAGUAGUUAAGACUAGGAAAUAACACACAAGGAAUCAUGUAGCUACCAAAAGUGUUAAAUAAAAGAAAAUAUAUUUUA
This is a messenger RNA of Esox lucius (northern pike), 2715 nucleotides long. RefSeq names its product chromosome 19 C12orf73 homolog (gene c19h12orf73). The record is from RefSeq and is a predicted model, not a curated record. The coding region runs from base 185 to 391 and encodes 68 amino acids. Gene Ontology annotation, biological process: mitochondrial respiratory chain complex III assembly. Gene Ontology annotation, cellular component: mitochondrion. The transcript has 3 exons. Lineage: Eukaryota; Metazoa; Chordata; Actinopteri; Esociformes; Esocidae.